Messenger RNA from Chinchilla lanigera (long-tailed chinchilla), 1522 nucleotides. RefSeq names its product protease-associated domain containing 1 (gene Pradc1). The record is from RefSeq and is a predicted model, not a curated record. The coding region runs from base 105 to 671 and encodes 188 amino acids. Lineage: Eukaryota; Metazoa; Chordata; Mammalia; Rodentia; Chinchillidae. The transcript is spliced from 5 exons.
CGGGUCUGGGGGCGGGAGGCCGGAGCAGCUGUCAGGCUAAAGUCCGGCGAGCUUCGCUCUGCUGGACAGCAGGAGGAAGUGCGGCGCGGGGCCGGGCCCUGGAGAUGGUCCCCGGCGCCCCGUGCUGGUGUUUUCUGGUGUUCUGGCUGCCCGCGUGCGUCGCGGCCCACGGCUUACGCAUCCAUGAUUAUUUGUACUUUCAAGUGCUGAGUCCUGGGGACAUUCGAUACAUCUUCACAGCCACACCUGCCAAGGACUUCGGUGGUAUCUUUCACACGAGGUAUGAACAGAUUCACCUUGUCCCUGCUGAACCUCCAGAGGCCUGUGGGGAACUCAGCAACGGUUUCUUCAUUCAGGACCAAAUCGCUCUGGUGGAGAGGGGGGGCUGCUCUUUCCUCUCUAAGACCCGAGUGGUACAGGAGCAUGGUGGGCGGGCAGUGAUCAUCUCUGACAAUGCAGUUGACAACGACAGCUUCUAUGUGGAAAUGAUCCAGGACAGUACCCAGCGCACGGCUGACAUUCCUGCCCUCUUCCUGCUCGGCCGAGAUGGCUACAUGAUCCGUCGCUCUCUGGAACAGCAUGGGUUGCCAUGGGCCAUCAUUUCCAUCCCAGUCAAUGUCACCAGCAUCCCCACCUUUGAGCUGCUACAACCACCCUGGACCUUCUGGUAGAUCUGGUCCCACAUUCCAGCCUUAACUGACUCUGGGCUGGGAAGGGGAAACCCACGAAUUCUGCUAUUUGGAAUCUGGGGAGCACAUCUGGGGACAAGUGGAGCCAAGCACAGGGAAGAAAGCCACACCACUGGCUCUCCCUCACCAAGGCUCCUAAGGACAUCUUGUGCUACAGGAAGAGGCAAGAGCCAAGCUCCAGGGCUUCUGGCAGCAAUCUAGAACAAAAGGAGCUAGAGGCAGGCUACCUGAAAGCCACCUGUGACCUGUGACAUUCCACCUGGUUCAACCUAUCCAACCCACGGUCUCCUCACAGUGACCUUCAUGGGAGUUGCUGGAGAGGUUUAAAGAAUUGAUGUCUGGGGACUCAAUAAACCCUGACUUUUUAGCAAUAAAGCUUCUCAUCAGGGUUCUGUCUCCUACAAUAAGGAUACACAGGUGUGGGGUUUCCAGACUUACUCUUCUGGUCCCAAACCAUCAUUUUGAGGAAAAACAAUUGAGGUCCAAUCACUUUCCCUAGAUUCUUUAGGACCAAUGCUCAGGCUGUUGGAUCUCAAUGCAGCCCCCUGCUGAAGAGAUCAGGAAGCCCCCAGAAAGCUGUAGUUCAGCUCCUUGGGAAGAAGGAUCAUCUUGUAGCCUAGUGCUGGGGUCAAAACCAGGCUUCAGCAGAUCUUUAUUCUGACUUUAGGAACAUUUGCACAGCAAAGUGUGGCUGAAACAAGAGGUGAGCAUAGCUGGGGACUGUAGCUCCCAUCUGCUGUCAUCACGUAGUCUAGCUUGUGUCCCUUUGCACCUAACCUCUAUGACUGCUGGGAGCCCUGUCCAGCUGUUCUCCAUAAAACAAUCUUACAAAG